AAAAGGAUGACGUUCGAAUACGGUGCUAAGGUCUUCUACAUGUGCAAGACUUUUGGCCCGGACCUUCGUACAACAUACUGUGCCAAGAUUUGGACAUGUGCAAGACUUUUGGCCACAACCUUCGUACUCUGUGACAUUAGGAAUAGGAGAAUGAUAUGUAUUCCCCUUAGAAAUCUCCUUACUAGAAUCUUGACCUCUAACCCUAAAGUUCAAGUGACUAGAAGAUGCCAAUGAAAGACCCAUACCGACAGCUGUCAUCUUGGUGACCUCGUCGCUAACAUAGCGAUUCAAUGGAAGUACCCAGAGCAAUGCGGUGGUCGAACAAGACACUUGGACCGGACGGGCCUUGGAACGCAGUAGAAGUAACACUGGGAAGCGCGCAAGAUGUCACCGUAUACGCCGGGAGGAUGUGGGAAUCCUAUUUCCCCGGCGCAACUUACUGCGGACAUACCACAACCGCGGGUCAACCAUGCUACGCACAACAAGUCGGGGCUAUCUACGACGAGUCGGCAGGCACCGGAGACGUACCAGAAAUCGCUUUCAGUGCCUCCGCAUACUAUGCAUCGGACAUGGAUGCCGUAGGGACUAAUGCAAAGCGGUACACCGACCGCAUUUCUCUGGGAAAGGAUUCGAGCUAUUGGAGCCCAGUUAGCGUUGAUAACUUUGCUAUGGCUCUCAUGAGUGAUACUCAGCUUCGAUAUCCCAAUGGAAACGAGUACCCCUUAUUCGCCGGCUGUCUUAGCAUCGGUGCUGCACCUAGUAUCGUCAACCAUACAUUCGAAAUAAUACCAGGGCAAGUCGCCGGUGCCGUCAAUACGAGCCUGCUUGCUGGGACUCUAUUCACAAACCACGCCAUCGCCUCUCAGACUUUCGGAAUGCAUAUCGGCUCAGCCGCUCCUAAUCGGGUCCCAGGAUCGCUCUGGAUAGGCGGAUACGAUCGGAACAGAGCUGUUAACGAUAUGCUAUCUCUUCCAAUACCUGACCCGUUUACCGCAUUCUCAAACGCGCCCCUCGUAGAUAUCUCGAUCGACGUCGUCAAAGGCGGCUCGCCGUUCCCCUGGACCUCGAAAGGAGGCCUAUUAGCAUCGGGAAAUUAUUCCAUAGGCAACCAACUCGGCGUCGUCAUCGACCCCUGUCUUCCGUAUCUCAACCUACCUAAAAGCACAUGCGACGCCAUCGCCGCCGAGAUCCCCGUGAAACUCGACUAUGGGCUGGGCCUAUAUCUCUGGGACACGGAAUCUCCGGACUACACACGGAUCGUACAAUCACCCUCCGUCCUAACAUUUACAUUCGUAGACCCCGACAGCAACUUACGCAAAGUUAACAUCUCAGUACCGUUCACACACCUAAACCUAACCCUCGACCAACCCCUCAUCAAUAAGCCAACCCCCUAUUUCCCCUGCAACGCAGCGUCGAACGGCGCAUACGCCCUCGGCCGCGCGUUCUUACAAGAUGCUUUCAUCGGCGCGAACUUUCAAACCGCGGUCUACUUCCUGUCGCAAGCGCCUGGACCUGAUCUCAAUAGCGAGAACGUAAUGGCCAUGGAUAGCGAUUGUCGGACGUUAGAGGCUAGUAAGAACGACUGGGUCACAUCGUGGAAUGGACACUGGACGCCGCUCCCGGAGCCGGAUAGCAAUACAUCCUCAGGCGUUUUAAUCAUUAGUAAACCAGCGUCGGGACAUGGUUCCAUGGCAGGCGUAAUCGCUGGCGCGACUGUGGGUGGAGUAGUUGGAUUAAUGCUGCUGAGUUUCGUAUGUUUCAUUAUAUGGAAAUACAGGAAAUAUGGUAAAGGUUUUUCGCUAUGUGGUUUAUCCCUAAUCAAAGACAAGCCGGCCGUCCGCAAUAUCGUGGACGUUGUGGAUGCUAGGGAAUUUAAACCGCCAGUUGGGUAUUCGCAGCAUACGCUGUACGAACUAGCGCCGACGACGUGGCAACUACCAGCUAAUAUUACGGAUCGGGCAGCGGAGAUGGAGACUCCUCAUAUUGUACACGAGAUGCCUGUCAAUCACAUAGGACAUUAUGGUCAUUAUUAUACAAAUGCAUAAC
Molecule: messenger RNA, 2046 nt
Organism: Daldinia loculata
Lineage: Eukaryota; Fungi; Ascomycota; Sordariomycetes; Xylariales; Hypoxylaceae
Exons: 2
Coding region: 291-2045 (584 amino acids)
Source: RefSeq, a predicted model, not a curated record